Molecule: messenger RNA, 2766 nt
Organism: Ricinus communis (castor bean)
Lineage: Eukaryota; Viridiplantae; Streptophyta; Magnoliopsida; Malpighiales; Euphorbiaceae
Product: MA3 DOMAIN-CONTAINING TRANSLATION REGULATORY FACTOR 1
Exons: 4
Coding region: 314-2446 (710 amino acids)
Biological process (GO): negative regulation of DNA-templated transcription
Source: RefSeq, a predicted model, not a curated record
UUCGUUCUCAUCCAUUUCUCUCUCUUAUUCCUUAACAGAUAAAGACACCAUUGAAACACAAACUUCCUUGAUCCAUUGAUUUAGGGUUUUAAAUAUUUUCUUCCUUGAGAUUUUGUUUUUAUUCACUCCUUCUUUCUUUUAUCAUUUUGGUACCGGAUCAGGACGCACCUUCUUGGUGAGAUCCGAUUGCUUCUUUUGCCUUGGCUCGAGAUCCGGGCCAAGCACUGAAGUGUCGGAUUCGGGUUUUUCUAUUUGAAUCCUUCUCAAGUUUUAUUUACAGUGACGGUAUACAAUUUGUGAGAAGCUUUAGAAUAUGGCGACAAGUGAGGCUUUUUUGACGGAAGAGCAAAGGGAAAUGCUGAAAUUGGCGAGUCACAAUGUGGAGAUUUUGUCGUCGUCUCCAAAGAAUUUGUCAUCAUCACCAAAAUCUCCGUCAUCCUUGCUUACUGAGCAUCAAUUAAGAGUUCCCGCAGCUGGUAAAGCUCCAAAUGCUGGGAUUGCUGUAAGGCAUGUUCGACGGUCGCAUUCUGGGAAGUUUAUUCGCGUGAAGAAGGAGGGUGGUGGCGGCAAGGGCACGUGGGGGAAAUUGCUUGAUACUGAUGGUGAAUCCCAUAUUGAUAGGAAUGAUCCCAACUAUGACAGUGGUGAGGAGCCAUAUCAGCUUGUUGGGGCAACUAUCUCUGACCCUUUAGAUGAGUACAAGAAGGCUGUUGUUUCUAUAAUAGAGGAGUAUUUUAGUACUGGUGAUGUGGAAGUGGCAGCAUCUGACCUCAGGGAACUUGGUUCGAGCCAAUAUCAUCCAUACUUUAUUAAGAGGCUUGUCUCCAUGGCCAUGGACAGACAUGAUAAGGAGAAGGAAAUGGCUUCUGUUUUGCUGUCUACACUGUAUGCUGAUGUCAUCAUUUCAUCUCAAAUUAGGGAUGGGUUUGUCAUACUUCUUGAGUCUGCUGAUGAUCUUGCUGUGGACAUACUGGAUGCAGUUGAUAUCCUUGCUUUAUUCAUAGCUCGUGCUGUAGUAGAUGAUAUUCUUCCUCCAGCUUUCCUCACUAGAGCAAAGAAGACCCUUCCAGAGUCCUCAAAGGGAUUUCAGGUUCUGCAAACUGCUGAGAAGAGCUAUCUCUCAGCUCCACACCAUGCAGAACUUGUGGAGAGGAGGUGGGGCGGUAGCACUCACAUUACUGUUGAGGAAGUAAAGAAAAAGAUUUCUGAUCUGUUGAGGGAGUAUGUGGAGAAUGGGGAUGCUUUCGAGGCAUGCAGGUGCAUAAGGGAAUUGGGGGUUUCAUUCUUUCAUCAUGAGGUUGUUAAGAGGGCUAUAAUCCUUGCCAUGGAGAUACGAACUGCUGAACCACUUAUAUUAAAGUUGUUCAAGGAAGCUUCUGAGGAAGGUUUGAUAAGUUCCAGUCAAAUGGUGAAGGGUUUUGCUCGGUUAGCUGAAAGCCUCGAUGACCUUGCUCUUGACAUUCCUUCUGCAAAAGCUUUGUUCCAAUCCCUUGUUCCCAAGGGUAUAUCUGAGGGAUGGCUGGAUGCUUCAUUCAUGAAAUCAUCCAGCGAAGAUGGACUAGGACAAGCUGAAGACAAAAGGUUGAGGGGAUACAAGGAGGAGAUUGUUACAAUAAUUCAUGAGUAUUUUCUGUCAGAUGACAUUCCUGAACUAAUCCGAAGUCUGGAAGAUCUUGGCAUGCCUGAGUUUAAUCCAAUUUUCUUGAAAAAGCUCAUUACCCUUGCUAUGGACAGGAAGAAUAGGGAGAAAGAAAUGGCAUCUGUUCUACUUUCAGCACUUCACAUUGAGAUUUUCUCGACUGAAGAUAUAGUUAAUGGCUUUGUCAUGCUCCUGGAAUCUGCAGAAGAUACAGCACUAGACAUUUUGGAUGCUUCAAAUGAACUUGCUCUUUUUCUGGCUAGGGCUGUGAUUGAUGAUGUCUUGGCUCCAUUGAAUCUAGAGGAGAUAGGCAGCAAACUGCCACCAAAUUGCAGUGGGACUGAGACUGUGUAUAUGGCUCGAUCACUUAUUGCUGCCCGCCAUGCAGGUGAGAGGAUCCUGAGAUGUUGGGGAGGUGGAACUGGCUGGGCUGUGGAGGAUGCAAAGGACAAGAUAAUGAAGUUACUGGAGGAGUAUGAAAGUGGGGGUGUUGUGAAUGAGGCUUGCCAAUGCAUCCGUGAUCUAGGAAUGCCUUUCUUUAACCAUGAGGUGGUGAAGAAGGCAUUGGUUAUGGCUAUGGAAAAGAAGAAUGAUAGGAUGCUUGAUCUGCUACAGGCAUGUUUUGAUGAAGGUCUGAUUACUAUCAAUCAAAUGACCAAGGGCUUCACUCGCAUCAAGGAUGGGCUUGAUGAUCUCGCACUCGACAUUCCAAAUGCAAAGGAGAAAUUCAGUUUCUAUGUGGAGUAUGCUCAGAGGAAGGGCUGGCUCCUAGCAUCUUUCGGGUCAUCUUUGGCUGCAGCUACUUGAGAUGAACGUAUAUUUCUGUCAGUCUCUCUCAUGUUUGCUGUUGCCUGUUAUCCCAUUGUACUUCUGUUUAAUCAUCUCUGUGCUUCAAAAGGUCGAUAGAUGGAUAUGGAGUGUUUGAUUCCUUGUGAUGUUUUUUUCUCCUUUAUUCCCUGUGGUCAUCUGAUGGAGAUUCUUGUGGAUCCCAGCCAAUGUAUAAAGUUGGUUCUUUGUUAUUACUAUUAACAUAGAUUUAGGGGUAUGUUCCUUAAGAUGUAUGCUGAUGAGGGGAUAUGAAAUGUUGCUGCUAUUACAUGCAAUAUGAUGGUAGGAUGAUACUUUUA